CAAAAAUCUCUCUAUAAGACCAAUGGUUGCGGGAACUUGGCAGAGGGAAUUCACUCACAGCAAAUGCUUUCUUUAUUUAUUUCUUCGAUCGCUGCCUUACAUGCGUUGGCGGUUGCUUUACCGGGGCCGCAGCCACAUCCUCUUUCGAUUGCGUUAACGAAAAGCUUCACUCUCAGGAACGCUGACGGACUUGUUGACCCUGCUUCAAUUAGGGCUCAUAUUACCAGCACAGAGGCUAAGUUACAGCGGGGCGCUGCUGCAUUCGAAAGAAACACGGGCAAAGCCCUUUUCUCGACACCGCCGACCAAGCGUGCGGGAGAGUCAGGCUCUGCACCGCUGGUAGAUGACUCGAACAAAAUUUGGAUUGGAGCAAUCGAAGCUGGCACUCCGCCGAAGGCAUUUACCAUUGACUUUGACACUGGUUCUCCCGAUUUAUUUCUACCUGGAGAAAGCUGUGGGAACGCGUGCAGCGGACAGGAACGGUACAAUCCUAGCAGUAGUUCUUCUGCUCAGGCCCUUGGCAAGACGUUUCAAGUGGCGUACGGCGAUGGAUCCGCAGCUGAAGGCGAUCUAUAUAAAGACACCGUCACGUUUGCUGGCUUCAAGGCCACUGGACAAACGUUUGGCGUCGCCACAAACGCAACCGAUUUCUCACAGGAAAAGUAUGAUGGGCUGAUGGGAAUGUCCUUUCCGUCGCUUUCCAAUUUUCCCGCAAACCCCGUUUUCAACACCCUAGUUGCACAAGGAGCUGUCCCAGAAUCAGUGUUUGCUUUCAAACUUGCAUCCUCUGGUUCUGAGCUUCGCGUUGGUGGGGUGAACUCUGCGUUAUAUAAAGGCUCGUUCACAUACACUCCAGUAACCAAACAGGCGUACUGGCAGAUCGAUGGCGAUGGCAUUGGGGUCAAUGGGAAAAACGUUAUCAAGAAAUUCUCUGCCAUUGUGGACUCCGGGUCCUCAUUAAUCUUGGGCAAUUCGGCCCAAGUCAAACAGCUCUACGCAGCUACGGAUGCGACAGAAGUACAAAAGGGUGUAUACGCGCUACCGUGUGACGCCAUGCCACACGUGAGCAUCACCCUUGGAGGGAAGGCGUUUCCGCUUUCCGCGGAGACACUCAAUCGUGGCCCUAUUGAAUCAUCAGGAAAAACCUGCAUCGGUGCUAUCCACGGCAGUGAUUCCAUUGGAGAUAAAUAUCAAUGGAUUCUUGGUGAUGUCUUCAUGAGGAACGUUUACACCGUCUUUGAUGUCGGAAACUCCAGAGUUGGCUUUGCGGAGCUCGCAUGAGUUUCGAUUAAGCCUGGCUGACUGCAUGGAAGUCGCACUCGAGCAGGACAGUAGCUUCUGCGGACAUUGUUUUGUACUGGGAUGUUUACGAAACUGACAUUUAUCAUUCUGGCUUAGCAAGGACUUCUUCUUGGACUGUAGUAUACUACGUUGAUUUGGUAAGAUUCGUGAAUAUAGGACUUCCGCCACCAUUUAUCAGUCGUUCAGCCUGAUCUUGUCGAACACAAUCACAUCGUCAACCUCGAUCAGAUCAUGCAUCACACCCCUCUUGUGACAAUGAAUCAAGUAUCAGGGCAAUUCCGAGACCUUAGUGUCAAGUGCGUCACCUCACAACUUUUGAACCGAUCUCGUGGACUUUGCUUUUAGUUCAACUUUUACUAAGUUGGCAAUUCUCAGGCCAACCCUUAGCAAAACCGUUGGGCGCCAUCAGCAGGUCCCUGUCCUCGUCAUGCCAGGCAAGG
Messenger RNA from Suillus clintonianus, 1742 nucleotides. Its product is annotated as aspartic peptidase domain-containing protein. Bases 64 to 1281 code for a protein of 405 amino acids. NCBI's taxonomy places the organism in Eukaryota, Fungi, Basidiomycota, Agaricomycetes, Boletales, Suillaceae. Gene Ontology annotation, molecular function: aspartic-type endopeptidase activity. Gene Ontology annotation, biological process: proteolysis. The record is from RefSeq and is a predicted model, not a curated record. The transcript has 7 exons.